AUGGAGGAAUUGGAUCCUGAUGCUCUCCGUAUUCAUGCUAAAACUCCAACCGGCAUUGUGAUGUCCGAAAGGCUCGAGACCCCUGCGGUGGACUCUGCUGACUCCGAAGAGCACUCUGACCAUGAAAGUUCUCUACUUCCUCAACGUAUGCUUUCUCAAUGUAUGCUUUCCCGUUGCCAUGUUACAGCUCAUUACCAGGAUGAUGGCAGUACUUAUGAAGAAGCCAUGCAAGAAACAUUAGCUCGUGACGUAGAAAAUUUUAUUGGUCACAGAGGUUCACGUCUACGGAAGAAGCAGGAGACCGUCAAAAAUCGUUAG
Molecule: messenger RNA, 318 nt
Organism: Cooperia oncophora
Lineage: Eukaryota; Metazoa; Nematoda; Chromadorea; Rhabditida; Trichostrongylidae
Source: the annotation of a GenBank genome assembly